Molecule: messenger RNA, 3386 nt
Organism: Hippocampus zosterae (dwarf seahorse)
Lineage: Eukaryota; Metazoa; Chordata; Actinopteri; Syngnathiformes; Syngnathidae
Gene: tnfrsfa
Product: tumor necrosis factor receptor superfamily, member a
Exons: 10
Coding region: 211-1590 (459 amino acids)
Biological process (GO): TRAIL-activated apoptotic signaling pathway; positive regulation of apoptotic process
Cellular component (GO): cell surface; plasma membrane
Molecular function (GO): protein binding
Source: RefSeq, a predicted model, not a curated record
CCGACGAGCCUGAAGGAAGAAUCAGUGCAGCUGAGUCUGGCCGUCAGUCCAGACGUUUGGAAGAAAGUCGCUCACAAGUUUUACCCAUGAGAAAUCGGCUGACGGAUUAGCUCGUUUGUGCCUCUUUUAUUUUUUAUCGUAUUUUUUCCACACCGUGGCGUGUUUCAGUCAAGAUACUUGAGUCUGAAGAAGUCUCACAGAAUUUCUGACAUGAACACCGGGCCGGCUGUCGGGAAGUUCUGCGUGCUGCUGGCGACGCUCCUCCUUCUGGUGAGCUCUCAGUGCCGAGCGGCCGAGCAGCCCCCCUCAGCCCAGUGGUCCGCCCCGUCAGAUGAAGACUUCAAGAACCUGACCGUCCUGCGCCGGCACAGGACCUGUGUGGAGAACCAGCAGUACCACUCCCAAGGCCUCUGCUGCCUCAACUGCCAGGCCGGGACAUUUGUGCAGAAGGGUUGUGAGCAUGAUUACCAGCAGGGGGUGUGCUUACCUUGCGAGCACGGACUCACGUACACUGAACACUCCAACGGCAUGUACAGAUGUCUGCCCUGCACGCACUGUCGUCAAGACGAGAUGCAGACAGCGUCUUGCACCACCACGUCGAACACCAAGUGUCAGUGCCGUGCCGGAUCCUUCUGCGUGCCAGAUCAGGCCUGUGAGGUCUGCAAACGCUGCGCCAAGUGCAAAGCGGGCGAGGAGGAAGUGAAGAAGUGCACGCACUUUUCCAACACCGUCUGCCGAAAGCGAGACACAUUUCCUACCCAAACGCCGCUGGAUCGAACCUCGCCCACCCCCACCUCGCCAGCAAACAUCGUGGUUCCCGUGCUGAGCUGCCUCUCCAUCCUCGCCGUGGUGUUUGCCGGAUUGGCCGCAUGGUGGUUCUUAGCCAAGCGCUGCUCCUUUGAGGGAACGAGUGAGUGCGCCAAGAGUCACUGUGACGCCAGCGAAAUCAUCAAGAUUCCUAUCGACGAGAGCGCCCCCACAGCAGAGGAGUGCCAGAACAGUCGCAAUGCCGGCCUGGAGGGCGACCACUCCCGUCCGGAGUCCCGUCCGCUUCUGCAGGAGACUCAGGCGGGAAUGACCAACAACAAGGCCUCGCCGUCCCCGGAGGACGAGGACCGCGGGCUGGGCGACAGCUUGCCCAACACCACCAGCUCUUCACAGACCAGCCUGUCGGCGCUGCCCACCGCCGCCUCAUCCGGAGACAGCCCCCAGCAGAGCCCCGCCUCCUGCAGGAUAAGCCCCGCCGCCAUUGAGGAUCCUCUACAGCACCGCCUGCUGCCACUGCAAGAGUCCGAGAAAUCCCUGAAGAAGAGCUUUGACCUGUUUGACAAGUACCUGGACGUUCGGAUCCACAACAAGUUCUUCCGCAUGAUCGGCGUGAGCGACAACCACAUCCGCCUGGCGGAGAACGGCUCGGCCGGUGACAAAGUCUACGAGCUGUUGAAGAACUGGAUGCAGCGGCAGGGCCUGAAGGCUGACAUCAACCACCUGCUUCAGGCCCUGCUGGACCUGGACCAGCGACGCUCGGCUGAGAGCAUCGCCUCAGAGGCGCUGAGGCGAGGCUACUACAAGCACGACCACGCUCCCUGAGGGACGCCGCCGUCGUCGGGUGGGACUUACCUCCAUGUAUCGAGAGCCAGUAGUUUUUCUUUCAAAGAUGCCUAGGCGACCAUUUUUUUUUUUUUUGAGAAGAAGAAGAAAUAACUGAGAAAGAAAGGACUCUGCACAUACUCGGCGUCACCUGCUGGCGAGCACAUACACUGGUCUGGCGCUUGUGACAUCGCUCAAGUGCCCUCUCCGCCACUGGCACAAUGUCGUUACGCUAGCUGUUUGUUUGUCAUGGUGUUUUUGUUGUUUGUUUUCAUCGUCUUUGAUGCACAGCCUCCUAUUGGCACAAUCUUGUUGCGUUGACCAAUGUUUUAUUUUCUUUGUCAACAAAAUGAUGCUGGCACAAUGUCGUCACCCUAGCUGUUGCGGAACAUGCUUUUUGUUUUCUUCUUUAAAUCAUCAAGUCGAGCUUUUCCAUGAAGACAUUUCUUCCCUCGUAAAAUUAUAUAUAUAUUUGUAUGUCAUUAUCACAAAAUUAAGGAAAAAAAACCACUCCAAUUUUAGUCUCAUAAGGUUACACCUUUUUCAUAGAAAAAUAAGACUAUUCAUUUAAUAUUACUUUUUCUUCCAGCAAGAUCAAAAAAUAACUGUUUAUUAUUCUUAUGCAACUUUAUUCUUGUAAGAUAGCUCUUGUAAAUGUUUUCCUGAGUUAAGAUGAGAUAAGAAAACCUUUAUUUGUCUCACAAUGGAGAAAUCCCCAGUUAGAAAACUGUCCUCUACUGACAAUGUAGUCACACUACUUGGUUGGGCAAAUUUAGUUUUUCCUUUCAUUGCAGGGGUGGUCAGUCCGUUCAAACAAUAUUUUGCUGAAUUGAAGUCAUGCAACACAAAUUUUGAGGUGACACUUGACGAAAAUGUUCACAAAUGCACAACUUCAGCCAUGAACUUUCGUCCCUCGCUACCUUUGUAUUUAUUGUCAUAUUUAUUUCUACCGCUACUUAUUUAUAGCCUCAUAGCAUUGUCACACUUUCUUAAAAAACACUAUUGUUACAUUUCACUUUGGAUGUGAGCAGACAGUCUUUUUCAUUGAAGUUAUAAAUAUGGGUAAUUGAGACUUGUGUAUCCAUAGUUUAACGCAUGAAAGCUACAUGUACUUGUUACUAGGCAGAAUUUAUGGUUUUGCCAAUGAAGAAAAAAAAUCACGUUUUCAGCAAAAAUGAUGGUGGCGGCAGGUACAGAAUCCCUUUGUUCAUCUUUGCUUUAUUGAAGGAAGAACCCCCCCACCCCGACUUCAUUUUUUUGAGUAUUUUUUUCCCCGCAUACAGCUUGAUUUUAUACUAUUUUGCCCCACUCAUUUUUUUUUGUUUGCAGUGAGCGUCACUGUGCGUCUGCAUGUGUGUGUGUGUCUGUGAGAGUUAAGAGUUUUUGGGGGGGGGGGGCGGGGGGGCUUUUAGUCUGUGUGCGUGUGUAUGCAAGAGUGCAAGAGUUUGUGUGCUCUGUGUGUUCUACUGUAUUGUGAUGCUCAGUGCUGGCGCUGCCAUCCCGUGGUUGACAAGAGACAAUUCAUCCUGCAUCAAUUUCAAAGCUUGGUCACGUGACAUUCUAUUAUGUGGACUGUUUUGUCAUAUUUGUAUCACUUUAUAGAUUGUAAGAGAGAAGAAGCAAAAGAGAUGAAAUGGCGUCCAUGUCCCGUUGAUGGAAGGUAUAAAGUUGAGAUGUAAGUUAUGAGAGGUCUGUUUUUAUGUACAUUUGGAAUAAAUAUUUUGUACAGAGAGUCACCUUUUGGAUUGUUUGAAUUGUUUUCAAUUCUGUUCAGACAAUAAAUGACUAUCAUAUUU